Messenger RNA from Daktulosphaira vitifoliae (grape phylloxera), 1276 nucleotides. RefSeq names its product PDZ domain-containing protein GIPC1 (gene kermit). The transcript is spliced from 7 exons. The record is from RefSeq and is a predicted model, not a curated record. The coding region runs from base 204 to 1133 and encodes 309 amino acids. Gene Ontology annotation, molecular function: protein binding. Lineage: Eukaryota; Metazoa; Arthropoda; Insecta; Hemiptera; Phylloxeridae.
AACCUUUCCUCAAGGUAGUCGCAGUCACGCCGUUAUCGGUUGUAGUCUAAAUUUGCUUAAUUUGCAUGUUGCUUGUGUAUUUAUAGUUGUCGCGAGCUUGUACCUAUGCGCGUGUGUAUUAUAAUUAUAAUUGAAAUUUAUCAACUUAAAACUUUUUAAAACUCGGCGUUAUGUGAAACGUGAUUUUUUUUCUCAAUAAAACAAUGCCGUUAUUUAAUCGAAAAUCUGUGCACAAACACUCUAAAGAACCGGUGGUAAGGCAACAGUAUCGCAACGAUGAGGAUGAAAAAGCUAAACAGAAUUUAGUUUUUCACUGUCAACAGGCUCAAGGUAGCCCCACUGGAUUAGUCUCAGAUUUUUCCAACGUUCGUGAGCUUUACCAGAGGGUAGCUGACUGUUAUGAUUUUCCAUCUGACGAAAUCCUUUUUUGUACUCUGAACACUCAUAAAAUAGAUAUGAAUAAACUUCUUGGUAGUCAAAUUGGUCUGGAUGAUUUUAUUUUUGUACAUAGAAAAGGUAGACCAAAAGAAAUUGAAAUUGCUAAAACAAACGAAGCACUUGGUUUGACAAUCACGGACAAUGGUUCUGGAUAUUGUUUCAUUAAACGCAUCAAAGAAAAUAGUAUUAUUGAUAAUAUUUCUUAUAUUAAUGUAGGAGACCAUAUUGAAAGAAUAGAUAAUGAAUCUAUGGUCGGUAGAAGGCAUUAUGAAGUUGCUAAGCUACUGAAAGACAUUCCUAAAGGAACUGUAUUUACCUUGCGUUUAGUUGAGCCGCUCAAAGCUGGAUUUUCAAAUAUUGAACCAAGAGGUAAUCGUAAAGGUAAAAAUGUAUAUGGAAAUGGAAAAGAAACUCUGAGAUUUAAGGCUAAUGGUGCAGCGCUAAUACAAAAAGAGAAUGAUGAAUCGCGUAAAGGAAUUGACAAAAUUAACCAACUUUUAGAAAAUCUCUUGGGCAUAAGUGAUGUAGAAUUAGCAACCCAAAUUUGGGAAAAAGGUGAAGACAAACUGAACAGUAUGGAUUUCGCCGAAGCUAUUGAUAACUCUGACUUAGACGAAUUAGGAUUCACUGAUGACUUCAUAAUUGAACUUUGGGGCGUUAUCACAGAUGCUAGAGCGGGACGAUUGAAAGACUGAAUGUUUUAUUUUUUGCUGUCUUUAUAUAUUUUGUGUAUAGUUUGAUAUUCUUCCAUAUAAUAUUAAGUGAAACAACUAUUAUGUACUAUUAAUUAAUGAUGGUUUUCGUUAAUAAAAAUUAAUUAAUUAUUUUUUCGUCAAAA